UGACAACACUGCGUCGUCCUGAUCUUUCUGUCAUGGAUCCCAUGAAUGUCAUAGUUCGUUUGUUGUGAAAAUUAGAAAUCAGAUCCGUUAUCUGCAGAUUAUUAGAUCAGUGUUUUGAAAUACAUCAGUCCGCCAGCUGAUCGUCUCAAUCGUAGAAGAAAUGGUAACUGAAAGGCCGAUUAGUUGCAUUAUCGAACAGUAACAAUAAAUUCGGACGUCUGCAACUGAAAGUUUUUGUCACUAAUUUCAAUUCAAAGUAAUUAAAAGGAAGUUUAUUGUCGGACAAUUUCUACUAUUGUCUCAGCAAUGACGUAAAUAGUGACGUACUUCUAAAUUGAUUCUGCAGUUAACGGUUGACUGGAAACAACCACCAUGACCCCUCCAACUGAAGAAUCUCGGAAAAGAACACCAACUGAUUAUAUAUUUGGGAAGGUUCUGGGCGAAGGAAGCUUCAGCACAGUUUAUCUAGCAAAAGAUGUUCACACUGGCAAGGAAUUUGCAAUCAAAGUCCUUGAAAAAUCGCACAUCAUCAGAGAGAAGAAGACCGAAUAUGUGAUGCGAGAGAAAGAAGUCCUUCGGAUCCUAGGAAAUUCUUGCCCAUACUUUGUCAGACUGUUCUGGACAUUCCAGGAUAGAGACAGGCUCUAUUUCGUGCUGAGCUACGCGAAAAACGGCGACAUCCUCACACAGAUCGACAACCGCAAAACGUUCACCAUCCACUGUGCCCGCUAUUAUGCUGCUGAGCUACUACUGGGUAUUGAGUUUCUACACGAUAAGGGCAUAAUCCACCGCGAUCUCAAACCAGAAAACCUCCUCUUCGACGAAAACUGGCACCUCCUGAUAACCGACCUCGGCAGCGCCAAGAUCCUGUCUUCGGAAAAGCCUGAAGCUGACAAGAGCAAGACGAGACGCAACAGCUUCGUCGGAACCGCCCAGUUCGUCAGCCCCGAGAUGCUGACAGACUCCCAGUCCUCCUUCGAGUCAGACUUGUGGGCAUUCGGCUGCAUCCUGUUCCAGAUGGUGUGUGGCGAGAUGCCCUUCCGCGGGGGCAGCGAGUACCUCGUCUUCCAGAAGAUCCUCAAGCUGGAGUACGCCUUUCCCGAGGGCUUCGACGAAUGCGCCAAAGAUCUCGUAGAAUCGCUUCUUGUUAUAGAGCCCGGUAAGCGACUGGGAGCUGCAGACGAGAGGCGGUACUCCAGCAUCAGGCAGCACGAGUUCUUCAGCGGGCGGAACUUCGAUGAUUUGGGCCCGCCCCCAAAACUGGGUGAUGAGUGUGACGGGUUGCCGGAGAGCGAGAUUCCGGAUUACUUGGAGCCGGGCCUGGACGAAGAGAAGGCCUCCAGGUUGCAGUUUGAUUUGCUGUGUCCUGGUGAGAUGUCUGUGAG
This is a messenger RNA of Leptinotarsa decemlineata (Colorado potato beetle), 1385 nucleotides long. RefSeq names its product Phosphoinositide-dependent kinase 1 (gene Pdk1). Gene Ontology annotation, molecular function: ATP binding; protein serine/threonine kinase activity. Gene Ontology annotation, biological process: intracellular signal transduction; peptidyl-serine phosphorylation. Lineage: Eukaryota; Metazoa; Arthropoda; Insecta; Coleoptera; Chrysomelidae. The record is from RefSeq and is a predicted model, not a curated record.